GACAACACAAGAACAGAAGAACGAGGCUGUAGACUAUUAAGCGACUGCGAGGCAAUGAAGAAAAAGUGUGAGGACGAAACCAAGAAGGAAGAAGAAGGAAUUAAAGAAUGUGGAGUGGCUUGCUGCGAAAGUGAAGGCGACAAACCGUGUAAUGGUGCCAUUACGAUCUUUGUUGUUGACAGAUUAUUGAUGGUAAAUGUGGCAGUCAUUUUCAGCUUAAGAUUGCUAUAAGUACUGCAUCUGAAACUCUUGAUCCAUAUUAUGCUCGAAGCAUUUCUUUUCACACCACGCCUACUAUAGCCUGCCUAGCCGGCGGGAUUAGAAGGAGCCAAGAGAAGAUUGGGAGCAAGUAGGCCCUGCCGCCAAAACGUAACCUCUUGAAAUUACAAUUCUGCCAGCUGGGCAGGCUUCAUCUUCCUGCCUCAUCCCAAGGCUCGUUCCAGCGGAUUCUUAAUUGAGUGCAACUACAGCUUUUCUGGUUUUGUGCAGGGGAUCAUGGGAAAGGCGAAUCCUUCCUUCCCAGCUUCCUUUGCGCCAACGCUUAACACUCCCAUGGUCCAAUGCGCGAUACUCCUUUAUCGCUUGCGGUAGCAUUUUUUUUUUUAUCAAACACUUGAGACCCCCUAGGAACGAGGCAGUAGGCCUUCUGUGACCCUAAGGGUACAGGAAAUAUUGAAUAGCGGCCGAUUGGCUUCAUUUUUUUGCAAUGUUUCGAGAUCUGACAGACAAUCGAGAUAAGAACGCAAAUGUGCACAUAAAUUUAAUUUUAGAUUGCCAAGCAGUCAGUAUAUUAUUUCUCAAAAUCGUUUUUUGUUUUUUCAUUCUCCAUUUUCCUCCCUCGCUCCAGGCCUUUUGUCUAACGCGUCCUUGACCUACGGGCUAUUUUUCUAUACGGUUAAUUUUCACACAGUUUUAAGGCAGUGCUUCUUUAUUACUGAGUGAAGUGUAUCAUGAGCUGAUUGCCCCUAUUAGAAUGCAACCAUAGCCUUUAGUAAAAUCCAGCUAGUGGUCUAUUAUCAAUGCUGCGUUCUGACUGGUUAAGAUACUACUAGGCUAUAUGUUAUAGCCCACUAAUAGCGAAAGGCGUGGGCUUUCUGGUGGAAAAAAGGAUUAAAGUCUAUCUUUAACUAGCUAAAAGUUUUUAUUCUCGAUAUUUUUGACCAACUAGUUGGAUUUUACUAAAACAAUUAUUCCUCUCGCCCUUAUGGCCUCUGAGUCAAGGCCCAUCCGGCCUUCGGCCUCAUGGGUAUUGACUCAGAGCCCCUUCGGGCUUGAGGAAUGUUAAAUAACGCACGAUUUUCGUGAGUUAAUGGCUUUUGAAAUUCAUCCUUAUACAGGAGUUUUAUGAACUGCAAGCUUUCAAGUCAUUUAACUGAUUCAGGCCUCUGUGUACACCAAUUAAAUUUUUUGACUUUUUGAGUUCUUAGAAGUCUUGUUACUGUUGUUGCCAGUUUGUUGCUUUUGAAAGUCCUUUUCUAAGAACUUUCUUUUCAGUUUUUUUUUCCCGAGAACGGCACUCAGUUUGGAGUCAAAAGCAUUAGAAGACUUCCUUUUUUCCUACGUUUGAUAUUUUGCUGCAUAAUGUACCAGCUUAUACGUCUCAUACGUACGUAAGCAUUGCUGGAUUUCAUAUCAUGGAAGACUGGAUAUGAGUUGGUUAUCAUGGAAAUUCAGUACAAGACCCAUAUGUUAAGAAAGACCACAUUGAGACCAGAUUGCCCGCGUUUGGUCGGUUCACCUGGCCAAUACUUGAACAAGAAACAGCCAUUCAAAAACUUGACACUUGCCAAAACGUCUUGGAUUUUUUGGAAUGUCUGUAUAUCCCUUAUUACUAAAAUUCAACUGGUGGUCUAUUAUCAAUGCUGCGUUUUGACUGGUUGAGCUACCACUAGGCUAUAUGUUAUAGCCCACCAGUAGCGAAAGGCGAGGGCUUUUUGGCGGCAAAAAAGGAGCAAAGUCUAGUCUUAACUGGCUAAAAUUUUUUUAUUCUCGAUAUUUUUGACCAACUAGUUGGAUUUAUGGCCUCUGAGUCAAUAGCCCAUUCGGUCUUCGGCCUCAUGGGCUAUUGACUUAGAGCCCAUUCGCGCUCGAGGAAUAAUUGUUAAAUAUUUGCCCUCUUGAUGGUUUCUCAAAAGCGGCGGUUUUUCAAAAGCGGUGCUUGUGCUUUUCCUGAACGCAACAUGUGGGUCUUGUUUUCGCACCCAUUCUCCCGCGGUAUCAAAUUCCAGGCGAGGGCGCUAAGCAAACAAUGAGCGCUUAGCGCCCGCGCCUUACUAACACUUGGCUGUGGUGGCGGUACAUAUGAAAUGUAUGGAGCAAAUGAAGCGUUUUCAAGGUUUUCCUCCAAGAAAUAUAUGGAAAGAAACGACCAGAAAAGUCGGAAGACUACUUCAGUGUGAGUAAUUCAUAUUUCCGCACAGUCCCCUACACUUGUUAUGCUCGAAGCAUAUCUAUUUCACACGAACAGUUUAGAGUUCACACGAAUAGAAUCGAAACAUGUAGAAAAUGCCUAAAUGUAGGAGGUUGUACGGAAAUCUCACUGAAAUACAAAUUUACUUUAGAUAUAUUUAGUCUUUAUUUCGUAGGAAAUCAUUAUUCCCGAUUAGUGAAGGUCAGGGUCAAAUAUUGGCAUUCAAUCAAGAUCGUUGAAAAACCCCAAAAAAGCUAAGACAUGAAUAAGUUUCCGGCAAAUGUCUUUGUGUUGCUAUACCGUUGCAUUUGGUCAAGGCACAGUUCACUUUCAUAGCUGUGGAACAUUUAUCUUGGCUGUUGUUUUAGUAGACGGAUGGACGUUUUAUUAAUGACAGUGGGAGGGGAUAAGUGCAACAUAGCAAGUACCCCCUCCAUGUGUAAAAUUUAAAAAUACACCCCAAAAAUAUGUCUUACAUGAAAUAUGGAGUCGCCCUUUUCCUUUAAGUCUCAUGCCCUGUAGCCUGCGAACAGCAGAUGCAUUUCCGGUCGUCGCUUCUCUCCCCCCUUGGAAAAUAGCCUCUGCAAACCCAAGCAGCAAAACGAUUUCCCUGAUGUAAAACCUUUUUAGGCAAUCACGGUUUAGCUCUUAAAAUCGAGAAACUAACGCGCAAGACUUCUCGCAAGAUCAUGUGCGGUGGAUAUGUUUACGAGUUGAAAUUGAAAGGACGGCGUAGCUUGUGUAUAGCCACCCUUUUUCCUCAGAACGACGUGCUUACGAAACUUAAUUUGCUAGGAUUGUGGGACUGAUUGAUGAAAUAAGCAUCAAUAGGAUUCAUAUCGAAGAAAAGAUUAGAGGGGAUUUUUUAUUUAUUUGCCUAUGGAGUCAAUGAUUUAUCACACCUAGUUGUUUUGAUCAUAUUCGAAAUGAUAAAAGUCCUAAAUGACAGUAGAUGCAUCAUGCCAUGUGUUGCUUCUGUUCCUUUCCGGUCCCUGGCAGGAAAGUAUGCUUCAGAGAACUCUUCGAUAGUUUGUCGUGUGCCGCUUUAGAUAUUUUUUAGUAGAUAUCCUUUAGUUUUGAAAGCUAGGACGUGUGUUAAUUGACUUUCCAUGCGUGGGUGCUUCUUGGCUCAGACAGAACUUUAAUCAGAUCGAAAGCAUUUUGCAUUUGUUCUUAUUUUUCUUUAAAUACAUGUUCUUUGCAGGGUUUUAAUUUCCAUAGUUUUUUGUGAGAUGAGUCGAAGCGUUGUAGCUGAAAUGUCAUCUUGACUAUGAUCAAUUUACUGCUGUAACUAUUUAUUUCAUGCUGGGUCCGGCCCAAGUUUAUGAUAUUUCAGAUCAUUGUGUUGUGGCGAUACUAGAAUUAUUAUUGAGCGAUUGUCAGAGAUUUCCGAAUCAGUCUAGGAUGUGUCUGUAUAUUGAUUCACCACCUUUUGUCAGCACUUGUUAAAUUGAAAUAAAUAAGUCUGAGCGUGAUAUCAUUAAGCUAUGUCACUUUCCUUUCACUGUAGCGAUUAUUUUGUCCAGGUUUUGUUUAUGUCACGUACUACCGUAUUUUAUAAAGUGAAACCAAAGGCCCACAUCACAUACAUAGCUUAAGAAGCAGUUGCAUUCAAUGUUGCAGGAAACCUUGUUAUGGUUGUGAAAUUCAUGUUCCAAAGUGUAUUUGGUAACCCUCACCAAAAUCCAAGAGACUUCAGCACGCGAGGUCGCAAGGAGUCACUCGAGCUGUAUUCUAUCCUUUGAUCUGAUUGGCCAAUAGCAAAACAAAAAGGUUUUACGUCAUGGAAAUCGUUUUGCCGCUUGGGUUCGCAGAUGCUAUUUUUCUGAGGGAGAGAAGCGACGACCAGAAAUGCGUCUGCUGUUCACAGGCUACAUGCUCUGCUGCCCCUCUGUCAAUUUACCUAGAAUUGUGGUAAAAUCUAAGGCUUUAACAAUACAUCGAACUAUCAAUUAAUCGCAAUAUUAAUGCUGCGAUAGCCGUGGAUCGAUAGCAAAAAUAAAACAUAUAACAAUCGUGAUAGUGUAGAGAACUAUCCAUAGUUUCGAUAGUUUCCAUACUUCUAACAUUUUGAUUUCGUUGGAAAAAUAGAGGCUCCUUUUUUUUACCCAUCUUUGAUUCUUAAGGUGACAAUGAUAAAAAAGAAACUGAUAAAAAUGAUAAAAAACAAUCUACCACCCUACUGCACCUAGAAUGUUUUAGCAUCUUGAUUCUUGAACCAUAUUGUACCUGUAUUGCAUGACCACCACUUGUUAGUUAUUUCUGAAGUAUAAGGUAUUAAGUAAACACAGAUAUUCCUGAAAACUAUAGUUCAAAAUUAACUAUAGUUCAAAUUUGCCCAAAAGUCACCCCUAGUAAAAUCUGUAUCAGGCCUUUUCUCAGUGUUUUAUGGAAUGCUUGGUAGUUAAAUAUCACAACAACAAAAAAAGAAAACUGACGGAAACUAAAAUUGGCUGGGCAUGAGAAUUCACCACAGGUAAAACUGGCCGUCCCAUCAUAUUGAAUUUUUGGGUUAUGGCUGCAUUGAUACAUUGAAGCUUCAUCUUAACAGUGUGGCUACUAAGGUUGAGAAUCGUUAGUCUUCAAAAAAUGCUGUGAUUGGAUAGCCUGAGAAAACAGCCAUCAUUUCACCUUGCCACAGCUGAUUUCCCCCCGAAAUGAUGUCUGAGAAAUAAGCACAGAAAUUCCAUAAUGAAGACACAUCACUACCCAGAUCUGAGUGGUGCAAGCUAGUGCAUCUGAUAGAUCUCUCAGACAUCAUUUCGCAGGAAAACCAGUGGUGACUUUGUGAAAUGUUGGCUGUUUUCUGAGUCUAGUGAUUGGUUAGUGUUUGAGUGUUUUGGAGCCAAGUAUGAAUUUUGAUAAUUCUAAACUGACCUGUUGUUAUAUAUAUUGUCACCCCAUAGAUUUAUGUGUCUGGGCCAUUUGUAACUGCUUUUGAGAAUUGUGCUUGACCUACUCUGUGCAAAUUUCCAACACCCCACCCCACCCCUGUAACAAUAAUUAAUUAUAAAUAAUGAACAGGCCCGUAAAAUAAUGUUUUCUGCUUAGGGGAGAACUCUGGUGGUUGAGUUGAAAAUGAAAGAAAGAAAGAAGGUAGAAAAGGAUUGGGUCGCUAACCUAAUGGGCUUGGGAGAAUCUUGGUGGUGGUGGCAUCCUAUCUUAGAUUGAGUAUCAGGAACCCCUGUCUGGUUUUUGUUAGCCUGUCUGCCCGUGUUCUGUAGCUUUCCUUUUCAAUCGAGAGAGUAUAAUUGGACAGAGAGCAGGUCUGUGCCCUAGCAGAGCCCGGUGGCCCAGAAAAUCUUACUAUUUUCAUACAAAUCACGUGCUCGACACCUUUGAUUUUACAGGUUCAGAGCACCAAGCUCCCUUCAAUUUUCCUUAGAGCACAGCCUGGGAGAGGGAACCAUAGGGCGUUGGCUGGGAUAUGUGAAUUUCACUAAAGUUUUUUUUUGGAGGUUGUAAUUAAAAGUAAGGCUAAUUCCUGAGACGUCGGCACAUGUUACUCAAGUACUCAAAGCACCAAAUUCAAAAUAUCGUAAUUUUCUUCUGACAAUGCUGAAUAAAAGUUUGCGGACCUCUCUGGAAACCAACUUCCGAUCAUCUUAAAUGUUUAGUUGGUCUAAAAAUAACUUUGGUGAAUUAUGCCAAGGAAAAAAAGAAAAAAUAAUAAGCCUCCCGCUGAAGUUUUUGUCUGGCAGAAGAACUCUGUAUUAUAACUGCCCGUGUUGUCUCUCUAUUAAAAAAAAAAACAAAAAUUUGAACUUGGUCACUAAGUGCUGCGAUGAACCAUUUUUACGCAGCCAAUCAGAAGAAACUACUCAAAUGUAUGUACUUUUCAGUUUGAUAAUCCCUUAACCACAAGCGGCUCGCUACAGAGGUUUCUUCCGGAGCGUAUAAAACAAACCAUCUACGCUACUGACAAGCGAUGCGAACGACUUUUUAAACGCUAAUAGCCAUGCAAGAGAGAAACCUCAGCUCGCCUAGUGCGUAAGGCUUGAUCAACAAAUUCCUAUCUUAAUUCUUUGCAUUUUUAAUUUAGAUAUUUUAUAAAAUAAUUUAUUUUUGAUUUACAGUGUAAAUAAACGUUGUUGUUGUUAAGGCAUUUUUUUUUAAAUUAGGCCAUCCCCUCUUUUUUCUUCGUUUACCGUCGAAUGCUUUUCCUGAUAUUGGGUCGGUCGGUCGGUUUGAAGAAAAAACCUAAAAAAAAUUACAAGAAGUCUCGGAAUAGUAGGCCCUGGUACCCCAGGACAACGUUAAAAGUUUACAUUCACAUAUUUGGAUUAACGUCAUAGCCGUAACAAUAAGGUACUUCCGAUGACACAGCAGAUAAACAAAGUGGUAAAAUCUGAAAGUUCCUUUACGGAAAAAGUGAUAUCAAAAAUUUCCUUUUUGUAUAAAUCCAAGUACGUAUACUCGUAGAAAACGUAACGACUUCAUUUUCUCUUAAAGAUAUUUUUUUGUAAAAGCAAGGAUCGUGCGUUUUUGGCAAACGGCAAAAGCUCUUAAGCGAAAAUCAAAAGCACCAUUCUUAGUCCCCGCUUCAAACGUCCUGCUACUGCCGCUAAAGUGAAGAUCGGGCUCGACUUGCGCACAUCUUCCAGGACUUUAGGGCGACUCGGGUUUUAGACAUGAAAAUGACUUAAGUUAUAUAAUAAAACAGUUUGUAAAAUCUAUUCUGGCCUUAGCUUCUUCACUUGCAAGUGCAGCCAGUUGAGCCCCAGGUUUCAGUAUGAGUCGUGCUCCAGGAGGAUCUCAUGGCAUAUUGAAGGCGAAAGAUAAUGAGAAAGACCCUCAGAUAAUGAGGUCCCCGGUCUCAAAAAAAUUUGUUUUUUGGCCCUCGGGGGGGGGGGGACCGGGCUUCCCGGGCUCCUCCCCGGGAUCCGCCACUGAGGUGGUCUUAUCUCCCUAGAGUCUCCUGUAGCUUUAGUGGUAGUGCAUCUGGACCAAGAGAGAAAGAAACUGCCUAUUCCGGCAGUUGACAAAGCGAUUUUUAAUUUGUAUGUGCUUUCAUUUCAGACCAAUUCGCGCAGUCCUCUCUUUCUGCUGAAAAUUAGUAACCUGGGAAAUGGCUAUCGUUUUCGAAAGUUGGCUAAUGCUCCUUGGUACCUUUUUGCCAAAAAAGAGUUACAUAAUGAUAUAAUAAACGAUGAUUCAAUUGCUGGUUUUCAGUGUCACGCCAUUCAAAAUAUCAAAACCAUUCGACAGAUAAAGUCCAGAAUCUGGGAAAUGAAAGGAGGUAAAUAUACAAAGACCCUCGUCAAGAUUUGGGUCGAAGGAAUAAUUCGUAUACGAGAUAUCCGAGGAAAUGUUUUACCCAAAUUUAUAGAGCUUCAUGUAUGGAGACGCCAUGCUGGAGCUCAUCCGGAUGAGUUCCAACAUGGCGGACGAAAACCAACAGAAACAUCUGUUACCGAGUUUUGCUACAAAAGCGUGAAUUUACUCCUAGAGGAACUCAUAAACAUUAAAGUAAUACUUUUUUUAAUACUUGAACUGUUUAGCUGGCAAAAUUCCUCGAAAAAAGUCACUUUUUUAACCUAAAUGAUAGCUCUCUCGGCCGUCAUGUAAAUGCUGCGUCACGCAAAAGCUUAGAAAUUCAAGCGUAGUCUAUUACAAAAACCAAGAACCCUUUUGAAGCGAAAAUUUGUUUGAAACUUAGUUUUCAGCUGCUCUAAUACACCAUGAAAGUAUAUCAGUAGGAUCGAUAGUUUUCAGGUGAGUUUUGUAGUUUGAAUUCUAGUGACGUCAUGUGAAAACCAACAAUUUACAGGAUGGGAAAAAGCUUUUUACACACAAGCUUUCGAUUCCCUAGCGGAAUCUUUAUCAUGGGAUGGAUUUGGGCGUUAUGUCAUAUGAUUUACACUGUAAAAAACGUGACAAAACGUCUCGAUAGAUUGCGGAGAACUCGCAAUCAGCGUCUCUGCUGAUUGUUGGAGCCCGACAAAAUAUUUCGAUGGCCUCCCUAACUCUUCUUUUGAACGUGUCCCCCUCCCUCCGUUAUUGACGCCCUUGUUAUUGACGCCCGUGUUUCUUGAAUCUCAUUCCAAAAGGACUAGCCGUCUCCAUAAUAUAGAAAUCAUCACAGCCUUCGCACUAAACUUCCACAUUUCUCGUUUCCCUGGGUCUCGGAUCUUUAAGGUGGACCAAAUCAGUGGCGGAUCUGGACCUUCAGAUAAGGGGGGGGGGGGGCCGGGGGGGGGGGGCCGGCCACCUGCCACCGGGGUAAGGACAGGGGGUUGCCGGGCCGGGGCCCGGCCCAACAAAUUUUCUCUAGGCCCUCGGGGCUCUCGUAUGGCGCGGUCAGUGGGGGAGGGGGGGACCGGACACCUCCCUUGGAUCCGCCACUGAAAAUGCUGCCAGAUGGUGUUAAAAGGCUUGUUGAAUGUGCCAACUCCUUAUUUUUUGAAAACUUUUGUACGCUUUUCUGAAACUCCUUGCAAGUAGCAAAGUGAGACACUGUGAGCACUAUCGGAGACGACUUUAGCUUUAAUUUUGUACCUGUCUUUGGCGAGAUUCUAAACAUCCACUGUUUGUAGCUGUUGUGUUGAAGGACUGAUUUAAGAUGUUUCAAUUCAAUACUUCCUUGUCCUUGCAUUGUCUUCCGUGAUAACCGUCUAUCAAUGAAAGAGAGUUCUCACUAUCGAUCGUUUGUGUUCCAGACUGUGAUUUGAUCUAACAGUCACACGGGCCAGAAUCUGGUUUCCUAUGACGUGUCUCCAACGUUGAACAGAGAUGCUGGUUACGAGUUCCACACGGUCUAUAGAGACUUUUUGUCACGUGAAUCACAGCGCAAGUCAGUGACAAAACGCCCAAAUCCAUCACUUGAUAAAGAUUCCUCUAGAGGAUCGAAAGCUUGUGUGUAAAUCGUUUUUUUUAAUUUAUCCUGUAAAUUGAAUCGUCGUUUAUUAUAUUCCUUGUUACCUGUAUGUAACUAUAUAUAUUCUUAACCCGUAUUAAGAUCAGACUGAAAACGUUGUGAUAUGUACAUGUUCUUUCAUUAUAGUCGGAUCAUUCAAGUGCUAUCAAUGUAUGCGAAGAGAUCAAAGCUUCACAGAAGAGCAAUGCGAAGAAAACCAAAAUGAGGUGGAGUGUCCCAAGAAAUCGAAAUACACUUGUUUUAAGCGGCAUAUCAUUAAGGAGGACAACACAAGAACAGAAGAACGAGGCUGUAGACUAUUAAGCGACUGCGAGGCAAUGAAGAAAAAGUGUGAGGACGAAGCCAAGAGGGAAGAAGAAGGAAUAAAAGAAUGCGGAGUGGCUUGCUGCGAAAGUGAAGGCGACAAACCAUGCAAUGGUGCCAUUACGAUCUUUGUUGUUGACAGAUUAUUGAUGGUAAACGUGGCAGUCAUUUUCAGCUUAAGAUUGCUAUAA
Porites evermanni is the source of this 9781-nucleotide messenger RNA. The record is from the annotation of a GenBank genome assembly. Lineage: Eukaryota; Metazoa; Cnidaria; Anthozoa; Scleractinia; Poritidae.